GGGAGGCUGACCUUUGCGGACGGACACGCAAGGGUGCCGCACGACUUAGGCAAAACCAGCUAAGUCCGUGACAGUGCACUUGAGUUGUCUAAAAUAGUUUACUUUUGCUGUUAAUGCCAUGGAUGACCCUUUCUAGCUAUCUCUUUUAUCAAUGCUUCUUUUACUGUAAAUUUCAAUUAAUAGCUGCUUUGAGUACUACUCAUUUGUUGAUCUUCAUACACGGAUCCAUGAAGAGCAAUAUCUUGAAUUUAAUCCCUAUAACACAUGUCUAUUGCGAGGCCACUAUUUUGUAGGUUGGACUGAUAAUUAUUAGUCUAUAAUUGGUUGGGACAUUACGGCUUGUUGUGAUAGUCUAUUGUUGGCUGUAGUACUACAUUGUUGGCUAUGGUGUAUUGAUGAUCUUUUCAAUUAUUUCCUGUUCUUCCUGUCUAUGACUUGCUUUUCUAGCCUCAUGCUAAAUUUGGUUUUUUACAUCUUCAUAAUUUAAGAACUUACUGUUGAUGGAAGAUAUUGCACUUCAGUCUUGGAGGGUUUGCAGCUUUGAUGACAGCAGCUGAAUCAGCUCAGCAUGUUCGUGGAGUUGUUUUACUAAAUUCAGCUGGACAAUUUGAAAAUCCAAGUGAACAGCCCAAGAACAAUGAAGAAGAGACGGUGUUACAGAAGUUUGUGUUCAACACACUGAAGGAAUUCAUCCAAAGAAUAAUCUUGGGGUUCCUGUUCUGGCAAGCAAAGCAACCUGCUCGUGUUGAAAAAGUCCUGAAAAGCGUGUAUAUAAAUGCCUCCAACGUAGACAAUUAUCUCGUGGAAUCGAUAACUAAGCCGGCGGAGGAUCCAAAUGCUGGAGAAGUUUAUUACAGAUUGAUGACGAGAUUUAUGUCAAACCAAAGCAAGUACACGCUCAACAGCGUCCUUAGCAAACUCUCGUGCCCAUUGUUGCUGAUAUGGGGUGACUUAGACCCUUGGGUUGGGCCUGCCAAGGCAGCUAGAAUUAAAGAGUUCUAUCCAAACACCACCGUCGUCAAUUUGCAGGCAGGGCAUUGUCCGCAUGAUGAAGUCCCUGAGCUCGUGAAUGAAGCUCUACUCAAUUGGCUAUCCUCAUUAUAACUUGAAGUCAUCACCCAAGCAUUGUGAAUUAUUUGUCAAAUACAUUCUUUGUUGGGGUAAAAACUCAACAAUAUAGGUUACAUCUAAUUUAGUCAAUAAAAUGAGAAGCAAUAGGGAUUAGAAGUUAUCCGGAAUCAUGUUUGAUGCAGUGAUUUGAUCCGAUCGUGUUGUGUUGUUUUUUAAUUUCUUUUACAUCUCAUCUAGAAAAUUGGUGCGGUGA
Musa acuminata subsp. malaccensis (wild Malaysian banana) is the source of this 1324-nucleotide messenger RNA. Lineage: Eukaryota; Viridiplantae; Streptophyta; Magnoliopsida; Zingiberales; Musaceae. The record is from RefSeq and is a predicted model, not a curated record.